AUGUCAUCACUAAUUCAAUCAAAACACACUUCUGUUCAAAACACCACCAGAAAACCAACGAAUGUAUUUCAUGGAAGAGUUGUUUAUAGUUACAACCCACAAAAUGAAUCUGAAUUGAAAUUAGAAAAAGGAGAAUGGAUCACAGUUAUUUCUACUGAUGGAGAAUGGUGGGAAGGAGAAAGUAAAGGGAAAAUAGGAAUAUUUCCAUCUCAUUAUGUUGAACGAGAUGUUAAAAUCAACUAA
Entamoeba histolytica HM-1:IMSS is the source of this 243-nucleotide messenger RNA. RefSeq lists its product as uncharacterized. The coding region runs from base 1 to 243 and encodes 80 amino acids. Lineage: Eukaryota; Evosea; Mastigamoebida; Endamoebidae. The transcript has a single exon. The record is from RefSeq and is a predicted model, not a curated record. Gene Ontology annotation, molecular function: protein binding.